Leucoraja erinaceus (little skate) is the source of this 1740-nucleotide messenger RNA. Its product is annotated as proline rich transmembrane protein 1B. The transcript has 4 exons. The record is from RefSeq and is a predicted model, not a curated record. Gene Ontology annotation, cellular component: membrane. Bases 150 to 872 code for a protein of 240 amino acids. NCBI's taxonomy places the organism in Eukaryota, Metazoa, Chordata, Chondrichthyes, Rajiformes, Rajidae.
GUACCACACGUCGCCUUCCCCAGCCCCCUCCCCUCCCCUCCCCGGGCCGGGCUUCACCUCGCCGCUCUGUAAACACGCACUCGGCCACUUGUUCAUUGCUCCCGCCGGCAGAGAGUCGAGGCGACACGGUGCGAGGAGCAGCAGCAGCGAUGGCAUCAGGCUCAGCAGGGGGUGAACAUGGAGCUCAAAGACAGACGGGAUCGAGAGACGAUGGAAGUGGGCUGGUGCAAGUGGUGGCCUCAGCCAUCCCCUCCGUUGAGCUCAUUGAGGAGCCUCCUUUCACCCAUUGCCAGGUAUCGAACUCUGCAGAGAGCACUGGCCGGCGCCAUUGCGCUGUUGACGUUGCUGCCCAACCAAAGGAUACGAGUGAGGUGGAGCAAGACACAAACUCGCUGGGAUAUACAAACAGAGCCUACGUGGGAGAGCCUCCUCCAUAUUCACCACCAGAUCCAAAGACAUUACACCUGCUCUACCCUUCCUUCGGGACCCCUUUCACGAGACAGUUACCUGUUGUUUACCAACCAGGAGCACAGGAUCAAGUCUUCUAUCAAAAUCAGCAAGCCCUUCCUGGCCCCUAUCCCUACUCAAUUUAUAAUUAUCCACUGCCUGGAUCAGCACAGGAACAGAGAAGAUCUCCUAAGGACUACAUGGUGGAAUCAGUUCUGGUCACCGUCUUCUGCUGCCUAUUGUCAGGAAUUCUGGCAAUCAUCUUCUCACAUGAGACCCGGAUGGCGAUACACCGAGGUGACCACGUUCAUGCGGAGAGCACAUCGAGGAAGGCGCGGACGCUGGUGUUGUUCAGCCUGCUCUUUGGUGUCUUUGUGUCCAUUGGGUGGGUGAUAUACGUGGUGGUGGCACUUUACUUUGCGUGACACGGAUUGGCGGUCGACAGGCUGGCCCCUGCAGGAGUUGGUGUGGAGUCCCAUCGGGUAAGCACCGGCCGGUGUGGUUUGGGACAAACCUCGUCUGAGCAACACGGGCUGGGAGUUUGCAUUGUUUCCUUUCAAACCUCGUUGAUAUUGGUCCAUGGAACGAGGGCACCCCUGGCUGGUAAUACUGCCCAGCCCAGCCCACCGGCGAUGCCCUUGUGAACUGCUGCAGUCUGUACACAUGUGAUACUGUGAGGAAGCUCCACGACUUUAUAGGGAAGGAAGGAAGGGCUGUUCUACCCUGCAGCUGGGAGCUGGGUCACUCAGAGGAGAAUGUGAGCACUGAUGUUGCCCUCCACUCAGUCUCUGUCCUUCCAGUUGGUGAAGGUGAGGCCUGAUUCGGAAGAGGAAAAGAUCACAGCUGAAAAAGAUCCAGCCUUAGAGAGUGACAGAUACUGAUUGUUUGUCAAAGAAUGGUGGUCUUGAAUUGUUAAUGAAAGUGGCCCGACGGUGCUCCCCUUGGCCAUGGUUGAUGCAGGCUUCCCAGUACAGCCCAAUCUCCAGCUGAUCCAGGACCUCAGCAUUCAUCUCCAGCACAUGGUUCCAAACAACCCAGUGAGACAGAUCAUUUAAUAAUUUAAACAGCGGUCGGUGUCACAGCAACCAACAAGACUAGUCCUUUCUUGCAUCAGAGUGUGUGUACUUUUCUCACAGGAUAGACAAGGGAACAGAAUGGUUCACCCGGAACAAUUUUAACAUUUAUGCUUGAUCAUAGAGCCCCCAUGAUCUGUCCAUGUAUUGCCCAGUCCUGUUUUCUCCUGAUACUAAGGCUAUGCAGGUCACACAAUCCUUACCCCCCCCCCCCCCCCCC